This is a messenger RNA of Papaver somniferum (opium poppy), 1959 nucleotides long. Its product is annotated as probable mitochondrial adenine nucleotide transporter BTL3. The record is from RefSeq and is a predicted model, not a curated record. Bases 267 to 1640 code for a protein of 457 amino acids. Lineage: Eukaryota; Viridiplantae; Streptophyta; Magnoliopsida; Ranunculales; Papaveraceae. The transcript is spliced from 4 exons. Gene Ontology annotation, biological process: transmembrane transport.
AACAUUUCCUCGAACAAAAGACAAUUUUUUUUUGAAGUUCCUAAAGCAAGAAAAGAAAUUCGGCGUAGGAAGCAAAGCUGGCUAUAAGAAGAAGAAUCCCAUUCAUAUUCUCUCUUUCAUCAUCAUCAAGCAUUUAUUCGAUCCUCUCUUCCAUUUAAAGUUUUCUCGUUCAUGUCCGUAAUAGCAUCUCCACUACAAAAACCCUAGAUUUAUUUCAUUUCCUAAAUCAGAAAAAUUAUUAUUAUUCAUUUUGAUCUGCUGUUACAAUGCUGGGAAGAUCACUGGAAGUAUGGUUGAAGGAUUCAAUAGCUAGUGAAAGUUAUGGCGAUUUGAAUUUGGGGUUUUCAGGUAAUGUGUGUGGGGGUGGAGGUUUGUUUUUAGAUUCUUCAGUUACUUCAUUUGUUUCUUCAUUGAUUACAUCAUCAAGAACUGAUUUUUAUGAUCCUGAUGAUGUUAAUAAUGAUAGAUCAGUAAGUAUUUCUAGUAAUAGGGUUUGUUGGAAGCCGAUUCUUUCAAAGAGAUUUAAGAGAGAAAAUAAUAAGAGAAAUUAUGGAGUGAGUAAUGGUGGGUUGUUCUGUUCUGUUAGUUUAUCUUCUAUUAAUGGAAGUAACGAUGGCGAGGAAUUAGUUCAAGAAUCAAAUGGAUUUCUAAGUGAGAGUGGAGAAAUUAAAGAGGAGGCGAAAAUGGUGGUUGUUGAAAAGAAGAAAGUGGAAAAGAAAGUUGGGUUGCAAGGAACCGCUAAUGCUAUGAAUACUACUAAACAUCUUUGGGCCGGUGCUGUCUCUGCUAUGGUCUCAAGGACAUUUGUUGCUCCACUUGAGAGACUAAAGCUGGAAUAUAUAGUUCGUGGAGAACAGAAGAAUCUAGUCGACCUUAUCAAAACAAUUGCUGCAACUCAAGGCUUGAAAGGCUUUUGGAAGGGAAAUUUUGUCAACAUUCUUCGGACAGCUCCAUUUAAAGCAAUUAAUUUCUAUGCGUAUGAUACGUAUCGAAAGCAACUGCUUGAAUGGACUGGGAAUGAGGAAGCUACAAACUUUGAGAGGUUUAUUGCUGGUGCUGCAUCUGGCAUUACUGCAACCAUUCUCUGCUUACCUAUGGACACGAUCCGAACAAAGAUGGUAGCACCUGGUGGGGAAGCGUUGGGUGGUGUUAUUGGUGUCUUUCAGCACAUGGUUCAGACUGAAGGGUUCUUUUCUCUUUACAAAGGCUUACUUCCAUCUAUUAUAAGUAUGGCACCUUCUGGUGCAGUUUUCUAUGGUGUGUAUGAUAUACUGAAGUCGACUUAUCUCCAUUCACCAGAAGGAAAGAAGAGGAUUAAGAACAUGAAUGAGCAAGGUCAGGAACUGAAUGCUUUGGACCAGUUGGAGUUGGGUCCUGUCAGGACCCUUCUGUACGGGGCAAUUGCUGGGUGUUGUGCUGAAGCCGCCACAUACCCAUUUGAGGUUGUGAGGAGACAAUUGCAAAUGCAAGUCCAGGCCACAAAGUUAAGUACAUUGGCCACUUGCGUGAAGAUAAUAGAGCAAGGUGGCAUUCCUGCAUUCUAUGCAGGACUCACACCCAGUUUAUUACAGGUUUUACCCUCGGCAGCCAUAAGUUACUUCGUCUACGAGUUUAUGAAAGUUGUUCUUAAAGUUGAAUGAUACAAGAACUACGAAAAUGCAUCCCACUACAACUUCCAAGCUAAGCCUGGGUUGAAAUUUUAUCAAGGGAUGCGAAAAAAUAAUGUUGUAUUUUGGCCUGUCAUCAAGGCGUCUUUGAAUGAAGAAAUAUGUGUGUUCUAUCUAUGCCUGUGCAUAGUCGUCAGCGCAUAUGUUUUAUAUGGGUACUACCCAAGUAAUGUUUGACUAUAAGAAAAUUUGUAUUUUGAUGUCUUGAUGCUGUAUUUCAACUUUGGGGAAUUUGUAAGAGAAUUUAUCCUUGGUGGGUAACAAUGAGCACCGCCAUCUCGAAUUGUUUUGA